GAGGCACAGAUGAUGCUGAACUGACACCUCAGAGCUUCUUCAUUGCCUAUUACAACGUCGUGUUACGUCGGUUUAACACCGUUCUCUAUCGCACAUCGUUACUUCGCUGUUAAACAAACGUGUACGCACAAAACAUGUCAGUCAGUUAUUUGAAGCGGAAUCUUUAGAGAUCAUUUAUCCAUGCCAUCCUUUGACACGGCUUGGAUCCUCCCACGAGGGACACGGACUAUUUAUACCACGCGCAGCAUCAUCACGAGUCUUCCAGAGAUAAGCGAAUCUGAAAAUCAGCGAACUUGAAGGAUUUUUGGUAAGAAGGUAAGAAAAUCUGGUGUCAAUAUAUGUCUUUCUUACUAAAUAGCACACAUGCGUAGAUGUUGCCUAUGUUAUGCAAGGAAUAAUGUGUAUGAUUAGCUUUUCUAACGUUAUCGGUUUUUAUUCCACUAAAGAUUCACGUUUUGAUAGUUUACCAUACUAAACUAAGUGUUGUAUUAAUUGGCCACUUUACACGGUUUUAUAUAAAUGCACUUUUGCGCAUUAUUUUAUGAUUCACACAGACAUUAAAGAAGAUCAUAUCAGGAAAGAGAUACAUGUUGUAAAAGCACUUUAUAUUAAGGCAACGUUAUCUAGUACUUUCUGUGCUUGUUAAGGUGUAACAACAUAUUCAAUGCAAUCUUUGUCAUGUCGUUACUGUAUGAUAAUUUCUGAAAAUGUUACACCAGUCUUUUAGUCAAAGCGCUGUUUUAAAUGUUUUCUUAAUUGCCAAAAAUCAACCUUGCGUCUGCUGGGGGCAUAUUGACCUCCUCACAACAUGUGGACACACGUGAUCACAUAGACGUGUAUGUGUGUAGACAUACUCAACUGAUAGCCCUGUCUGUGUACAUUCUAAAGCACAAACCUGCUCAAUAGUCACAUCUUUACAUCUUUACACAAUUCUUUGUUUAUUUAAUUAUUUUGAAGUCUUCAAAAUGACUAUUUGCAGGGGCAAUUAGCUUUCAUAUUGUAAUAUUGUUAUUGAGUAGAGAUCUACAAAAAAUCGGAGACAAAUGAGUAUGUCAGACAGGCACUUGGUAAGCCCAUGUGAGUGCCCAUAGUUAAUGUGGUCAGGAGACUGUUAAAUGGGGCAAUGGGGUGGAAAUGCCAGUUUCAAACACUGCCAGUACGGCCCCAUACACACCCGUCGCACCAUCCUGCCCCCGGUUAUGCUCGGAAUCCUGCACGCUCUGAAAAGUGUAAACAAGCAGGGUGAAAUGAAAAGGGGGUGUGUUAGGUGACUGUCCGAAUGCCAAGCCCUCUUUUUUGAAAAACAUAAACACGGGCACCACGGAUUAACAAGCCAAACUGAUGUGUAAUCAGGGGUGAUUUGCACCCGCCAGGACAAGACAAUGAGUGUAUCAGGAUAACAGUUAUAUUACUAUAAAACUUUUUAUAAGUUGGUUUUGUCAGAAGGCAGUAAAUGCAGUGAUCAUGUAUGCAUACAACAGAAAUGGCAUACAAAAUGAACACAAUUACUAUUUAUAUUUUGUGUAAAAAGGGUAUGGAUAGGUAUAUAAAAAUAGGUAUAUUAAAGAUUUUGUCCCCCAUUGACUCCCAUCGUAGGAAAAACUACUUUAUCAAAGUUACUUUACUUUACUUCCAAAUAUCUUUCUCUGUGUUCAUCAGAACAAAGACAUUUAAACAGAUUUGGAACAACUCGAAGGUGAGUAAAUUAUGACAGAAUUUUCAUUUUUGGGUGAAGUAUCCCUUUAACAAAGCCUAUUCACAAUAAAAAAAGCACAGACCACAUUCAUUCUGCGUUGAUUGACAGAGUUGUUUUUUUAAGCAGUGCCAGCUUUGAUUCUGGGUUCCACUAUGCCUCUUCUGGCAGAAAGUUCCCUGCUGAGGGACUGUGCUCGAACUGUGCCAGUAGUCAUCAUUGGGAACGGCCCUUCAGGUAUCUGCUUGUCAUACCUACUGAGCGGGUAUACUCCGUAUUUAGAUCCUGUGGCUGCGCACCCAAACACCAUCCUGUUUCGUAAACUACAGGAAUCCAAACAGGUUCCUAUAACUGACCAGGAUUUGGAGUAUCUCUGCGAGGGAUUAGAAGGGCGUUCGGGGAACCCUGUGGCGGUGCUCUUUGACACCCUCCUUCAUCCGAAUGCAGAUUUAGGCUUUGAGUUUCCAUCUUUACUGCAGUGGAGGCUGGAAAAGAAACGCCACAUUCCUCAUUUGGUCUUGGGCAAGGCCACACCUGGUGGUGCCUGGCAUGCAAUGGAGGGUUCAAUGCUGACAAUUAGUCUUGGUAUAUGGAUGGAGUUACCAGGAGUCAACUACAGGGAUUUGACCCUAGGCAAGAGAAGGGGGGCAUCCAAUGACAGAGCCACUCCAGAGGAGAUCUCUUCCUACUACAAAAAUUACGUCACGCUAAUGAGCCUCCAGAAGAACUUUGUUGAGAACACUUACGUCACCUCUGUUCAGAAACUCCACCGCAGUCAUGAAAACAGUCUUGGAAAUGAAAAAGGCACCAUAAGUGAUCAAGUGUAUAGUGGGAAAAAGGGCUUUGAUCACUGCAAGAAGAACGGGACUGAGAAUGGUCAAACUGGAAUUAGAAAUGGGUCUAUGAAUGAGAUCCGAAACGGAAUGGAAAAUACCAGUAUGGGUGAGAUUGAGCAGGAAAAGGUUGAAAAUAGGGGAGGGAAAGAGGUAAGAGAGAGUUUUGGGGUUUCCCAGGGGCUUUCACAGGGACUCUGGGAGGUUAGGGGCUACCAGCAGUUCCAAGGGGACACGAAUGUCCCGUUUAGUUUAUUCGCAGAGAAUGUCGUGCUAGCUACAGGGGCAUCUGACUCACCAGCUCGAUUGGUAGUGGAAGGCGAGGAUCUCCCUUACGUGUUUCACAACGUGCGCGACCUUGGAGUGGCCGUCAGCUGCAAUCUGGGACCCUCCUCUGACCCCGUGCUGGUAGUGGGGGCGGGGCUUAGCGCUGCAGACGCAGUGCUGUGUGCUCUGAACCACGGGGUUCCCGUGUUGCAUGCCUUCCGUAAGCGUGCUGAUGACCCAGGUCUCAUAUUCAAGCAGUUGCCAAAGACACUUUACCCAGAAUAUCACAGGGUCUACAACAUGAUGUGCUCCCAAGCUUACCAGUCAUCCCCUGUUACCAACACCACAACCCCCAGCCCAUCACUCCUCGCAGACUACACCAGCUUCCCUGAGCACUGUGUGCUCUCCUUCCAGCCUGAUAUGCACUGUGUGAUGAAGGGAUCCAGCGGCGUUCUCAUAGCUCUAAAAGUCUCGAUGGUGCUAGUUCUCAUUGGGUCCUGUCCCAACCUGUUUUUCCUGAAGGAGCAAGGGCAGUACCUUGGCUCGGAUCCCAGCAGGCCCAUUUCCUGCAAACAAAAUCCCAUUGACAUAAAUCCAUACACCUUUGAAUGCAACGCCGAGCCUGGGCUCUUCGCCAUGGGUCCCCUUAUUGGUGACAAUUUUGUGCGCUUCUUGAAGGGUGGUGCUCUUGGUAUUGCUAGCUGUCUGCUUAGGAGACUUAAACAGAUGAAUAAGAAGAAUAGGACGUUGAUCGGGGAGGAAGGAGGGCGUGGAAGAGAAGGCAGCAGAGGAGGAGGAGGAUUUGUUUAGGCCACAGGGCAGCGUUUUUAUGACGGAAGAAGCCUGGAGUAACACCCCGUUUUUAUGUAUGCUGUGAAUAUGGUGUAACUAAGACUUACGUCUUUCCAUUUGCAAGAGAAGUAAGCUUGUAAAAAUGAAGCGAAGCUUGGAGGACUGUCUUUGGCUGACCGUCUUGCCAAACGUUUUUUACAGGUCAGGAAUAAUGUGCCAAUAUAUGUGAAGUACGCUUUACCUCGGUUGGAAAUGCUAUCCCUUGCCUUGUUGGUGUUGUUCUGCUCUUCCAGAUGUUAAAGACAAUAUAGAGAGCAAAUCCCCCAAUCAUGAUUAUAGUGCCUAAGGCGAGGAGACUGGCAAGGUGCUGUAAAAACAAUACAUGAGAAGGGCAGGGAUUCUUGCAUAUGAAGUCUUUACCAGUGAAAUACGAAUAAACACACAAUGCGUGCAUGUUAAGACGCACCCAACUUCACAAGUGCAUUUUAGGCAAUGCAUUUCUUAGAAUGGGAAUCAAAGAUAAUUAUUGCAUGAAACAUUGAUGUAUCCCAGAUUUCUUUAGUGUCCUCUGUAUAUUCCAUUCAAUUGGCUAUAUUUUAUAAUACAAAAGAUAAAAUAGUAAUUUAAACAAACAGAAUUAAUAUCAUCCUCUUUUAUCCAUUGCUUCCCAAGCACCCAGGUCAAAGUUGGUUUCUUUCUACAGGGUGUUUAGAAGAGUGAUGACAAUGUAGAGGAGCCAGAGUAAUCCAUCAAUAUAGUCAAAAGUUCAAGAGAAAAGAACUUUGGAAUACACAUUGUAAGAAUUUUAUUGAAAAACAACCUUGUUCUUGUGCCAAAGCCUAGAAAUGCAUUCAGUCACUUAGUGACUGAACUGUUUUUCAGAACAUAUAGCAUUUGUAAGUAAAAUAGAUUAAGUUGAACUGAAUACAAGAUGUUUCCUUGAUAAGACGUUCUGCAAAGAUUCCCACUUACAGCACUGAAUAAGGAGGCUUUAUACUUUAUAUUUCUCUGUUGUGCCAAAAAAAUCAUUUUAAAAGGCAUUUAAACCUCAAAAACCUCUGCCAUUCAGAUAACAAAUGUAGAAGAGGACAUCGUAGAUGGAAGAUAUAAACAAAGUACUCAAUUAUUGUAUUAUGAUCACACAAACCGCAAUUCAUAAAACAACAAGAUGUAAUGAAGUCAACAGUCAUUUAAUUUAUUGCAGGACGAUGUGAAGCAGGCUGCUUAAAACAAGUUGAAUGCAAUGUUGGUGUGAUGAUAUGCGAUUGCUCAGAUUUGUAAAACCUUUAAUAUACAUAUGUUUUGUACACAGUAUUUUUAUUAUAGACAAAUAAACCUCUUAUAAAAAUCAAA
Molecule: messenger RNA, 4938 nt
Organism: Triplophysa dalaica
Lineage: Eukaryota; Metazoa; Chordata; Actinopteri; Cypriniformes; Nemacheilidae
Gene: osgin2
Product: oxidative stress induced growth inhibitor family member 2
Exons: 5
Coding region: 1849-3603 (584 amino acids)
Molecular function (GO): oxidoreductase activity
Source: RefSeq, a predicted model, not a curated record